AUGAUUGACUCAACUCGCCGCGCUGUCGGCUCCCUGGCCUCCCGACGAUGCGUCUUCCCCAAUAGACGCCUGUUUUUGGCUUUUGCCUCUCGAUUCGCCAAUAGACGGCUGGUUUUCUCUAUUGCUGCCGUGUCAAUACUGAGCGCCAAAUGGAUUCACAUAUAUGCCCAUAUUACGGCGCUCCCGCCAACAGAAAUGGUUCGAUGGGGACUGUCUUUUUUCGCACAAGACACAGCUUUAUUGCUGAUGCUCCGAUUGUUACUGGAUGCUGAGCUGCCAUUGUUUGCGGCUGUAAGCUGUCUGCGUUUUUUGGCCACCAGCCUAGCGUGUGUCAUCACCUUUUUCCAGCAUGCCCUGGCGGCGAUCAAUAUUUCCUUCUUUGUUGUCGCUGGAUCUGAGCUUCACUGGCGAAACAUUGGUCUGGCGGGCGACUCAUCGUCCUGGUCUGUGCUUCUGACUGGGCUCGUGUCCUGCUCGAUUGCGUUUAUGGCUAUACUUGUGAUUGGUUGGGUUCUCCAGGACUUCAGCUUCGUCUUUGCCGGCAUGGCUCUCGACAUCGUCAAGUUGCCUUUCACAUUCUUGUUCAGCAAGAUACCCUAUUGCAGCCGAAGCCCGACUGCGACGGUGAAAUACGACUAUAUUCCACAAAAGGAAGCAGAUCUUGAAGAUGGAUCGGACGGCGAAGAGGACAUCAGCGGUGAAGGAAAACGCAAGAACUCUGCUCCGGCAACGCUCCGCGAGAAUAAACUCAUGUGGCUGUUUUACACAGUCAUUGGCAUUCUCUUGAUUACACAAGUAGUUUUGUCGAUUGUUCGGCCCAUCGAAAGCUCGCUCAUCUUCAUGUCCUGGACUCCAAUUUUGCUCCCAUUCAUCGAUUUUGCCCACUCCUCACCCACUCUCGCUAGUCUUCUCCCGUUCUAUGGCCAUAGUAUUGGCUGGGGCUGGGAUAAUGAGACUGCCUUGGCCGAACCUAUCCGCUGGAAAUGGCUUCCAAAGAUGGAAACCCCCCUUCCCGGAUUUGAGGAUUGGUACGAGUCGGGCAAGGACCACUACAACUCCGCUCACGACCCUCUCAAGAUAUCCAACCUGGAAGAUGACUUGCUGGCCCCUCUCCGAGGCAAGCUUGGUGGCGUCGACAUCCGGCACGUCGUACUAAUUAAGCUUGAGAGUACUCGCAAGGAUGUUUUCCCCAUCAAAAAGGACGGACAGAUUUGGAAAAAGCUUGCUGACACCUGGGAAAACGGCACACUACCUGAUGAGGUGCAAGAGCGACUUGCCACUCUGACACAGAACGCCAACUUUUUGACUGGUGACUAUAAUGACGGAUUUGAGCAUAAUGCUACUACACGACGUGGUGGCCUGAACGUAAACAACGACCACACCACUGGUACCUAUACUCUCAAGAGUCUUCCAGGAACCAUGUGCGGAAUCACGCCUCUGGUUGCCGACUUCAACGUCGAGUAUGCCAACCAUAUUUACCAACCAUGUCUGCCGCACAUCUUCAACGCCUUCAACGCCCUGGACCAUUCAAACGACUCCGCGAAAAAUACGGACGAAUAUACCAAAUACAAGUGGAGCAACACCUUCAUGAUGUCGGUUACGAAUACCUAUGAUAAGCAAGAUCUUUUGAUGCCCAAGCUGGGUUACAAGACGGAGGAACUUGUCCACAAGGAGUACCUGCAGAGCGAGGACGCCAAGUUCGGAAAGAACACCAUGCCAGAAAUCAAUUAUUAUGGCAUGGCCGAGUCAGCUGUCGAGCAAUACAUUCGGGAUGCCUUCAAGACCGCAAACGAAAAGAACGAGCGACUGUUUCUGUCACACCUAACCAGCACUGCUCACCACCCGUUCAAGAUGCCCGACGAAGAAAAGUAUGUUCCCCUUGCUCCCGAGGGAAAACUCGAGGAUCUUUCCCACUAUGUGAACACGAUUGGAUUCGUCGACCGCUGGCUUGGAAAGAUUUUGCAGAUUAUUGAGGAAGAGGGCUCAACAAACAACACUUUGGUCGUCAUGGUAGGCGACCACGGCCUGUCUGUUCCCGAAACAGGAGCUGUCACACCUUACUAUCAGCCCAAUGUCGGUAACUUCCACGUCCCUCUGGUCAUGUCGCACCCGAAUCUUCCUCCUAUCGACAUCAACACUCCUGUGAACUCGAUCGCUAUCCUACCCACAAUUUUGGACUUGCUCAUCGAGACUGGUUCGUUGUCCCACUCUGAGCGACAAGCAGCCCAGGAUUUGGUUCGCAAUUAUGAGGGCCAGUCUCUUAUUCGACCGCUUCAAACUUCGUCCAAGCACACUGGCCAGGCUGACUGGCAGUUCACCGUUAUGAACACUGGCCGUGCGCAGAUUGCGACCCGAAGUGCACGAGAUCCCAAGUGGCGCCUGGUUGUUCCAGUGAUUAAGGAUAUUGAGUGGCGAUUCACGAAUCUCGAAAAGGACCCUUAUGAGAAGAAUGGUGUUCUAUCAUUUGACUUUGUUACUUUCCUACACAGCGUAGAGAAGAAGUACGGAGCAGAUGCGGCUAAGUGGGCUGAAGAAGCCGCAUUCAUGACGAGGUGGUGGGUUGAUGAAAAUGCAAAGCGAUGGCGUUAUACCCCGUGA
Pochonia chlamydosporia 170 is the source of this 2598-nucleotide messenger RNA. RefSeq names its product sulfatase domain-containing protein. The transcript has a single exon. The record is from RefSeq and is a predicted model, not a curated record. NCBI's taxonomy places the organism in Eukaryota, Fungi, Ascomycota, Sordariomycetes, Hypocreales, Clavicipitaceae. Gene Ontology annotation, molecular function: arylsulfatase activity. The coding region runs from base 1 to 2598 and encodes 865 amino acids.